Molecule: messenger RNA, 2664 nt
Organism: Chinchilla lanigera (long-tailed chinchilla)
Lineage: Eukaryota; Metazoa; Chordata; Mammalia; Rodentia; Chinchillidae
Gene: Icam2
Product: intercellular adhesion molecule 2
Exons: 4
Coding region: 1696-2532 (278 amino acids)
Biological process (GO): cell-cell adhesion
Cellular component (GO): membrane
Molecular function (GO): integrin binding
Source: RefSeq, a predicted model, not a curated record
CAGGCUGGUCUCAAACUCGCAAUGACCCUCCUGCCUCAGCCUCCAGAGUGCUGGGAUUACAGGCGUGCGCCACUGCUCCCGGUGACAUUGUACUUAGGCUCCGUUUUAAUUCCUGGUAAUAUUUACUGUGUCUUCGUUUGGCUUAGGAACAAACAUUCUCUGGCCUUCUGCUCCUGGUGUUUCUCUCCCGAGGGUCUUGGGGGACCCCGCUCCUCACCACCCUCCCCUUACCCUUGCUCUGGUGCCUCUAUCGGCCCCACAGCUGGCUUUCACAGAGUGACUUCACUCUUUGUGACUUAACCUCUCUGUACCUUGCUUUCCCCUCCUGUACGACAAGGACAGUAAAGGUCCUCUAGAGAGUUAGGGACUCAUCAGCGAAGAUUGGUACCGUGUGGGAAGCCGUGACAACCUGCUGUCGGUGUAGUCACGCGCCGUGCCGUUUGGGCCAAUGACAGGCCGUGCGUAGAGCAGCGGUCCCAUACGGUUACAAAGGAGCUGACCUUUUCCCAUCGCCUAGUGACAUUGUGCCAUUGUACCUUCAGAGCACAACACAUUGCUCGCCUGUUGGUGUGAGCGAAACUGCUCCACUGCUAGCUGUGAAAGCCUAGCUUGCACAGCUAUGGACACUAAGCGUGUAAGAGCCCAUACCAUCUAGGUUUGUGUGGGUCCACUGCGAUGUUCACGCCAUCAUGAAUUGCCUAAGGAUGAAUUUCCUGAAACGUAUCCCUUUGUAAGCGAAGCAUGACCGCACACAUUGCUAUUGUAUUAUUGCUGCAUUAUUGUUCUGACCCAGGGCAGACUCACUGCAGCAGUGCCUCCCAUCCCCGACCCAGCUGUCCAAGCCGCUGGGCGCACCUGCCCGGAUUCCCACUUGGGCUGGGAGAGAAGUGUUCCCAGUCCCAUGUGAUCUGGAUCCCUCCUGGCUGGGGCUGCAGUACCCCCAUUCCCUUCCUUCUGCCUCUUUUCUCUACUGACCCCAGGCCCUGCCACUUUCUCCCGGUGUCAGCAUCGUUCCAAAGUCCAGGAUCCCAGGACACCAGCAGGCAGGCUCCUGAAACGGAGACUGGGUUUGGGGUCGGCCACUGCAGACUGACCCCUGCGUUCCUGGGCCUGGCCCCUGGGAACUGCUGUGGACUGCACUUGGGCCUUGGGCCAGCCGAGUCAGGGGCAUGUUUACUUUGGAAAGAGUGGGACAUCAAGGUUUGUGCAGACUUCGUGCUGUGCAUCAGCAGGGUAACUUCAAACGCCUGCCGGAUUUCUUUAGGAAAGUCCAGCUCCCUGCCCACUCUGCCAUCCUGACUUUAGACACUCUCCAACACAGGCGUGGCCAGCAAGGGCUCCCACAGGAUCUGGGACGCAUGCAGCACACAGGACUCUCGUGUGCGCAGAUGGACACAUGAGCCCAGGCGUGCUGCCACCCCUGGCCCUGCCCCUGCCCCUUACCUUGGAGUUGGGGAGCGAGAGGCCGUGUCCCUGCUUAUCAGCGGCUGCCUAGCUUCCUCCGCCUGGACGGCAGGGGCCUGGGACCUGAGAAUGCGCACGUGGCUUCCUGACCUCAGCUAAUGAGAGGAAAUUCUGUCAUCGGCACAUAGGAAGCUGGGGAUUUCAGGCUGGGGCCGCUCCCUGAGCUGCGCUGCCCAUCUGGCUCCGUCAGGCAGCCCUCUGGCCGCUGGCAGCCUGUGGACCCCGCCGGAGAUGCCUUCUUUGGGCUGCUGGGGCCUGCCCGCGGCCCUUCUCACCCUGCUCUGCUGCUCAGGGCCUGCUGAGAUGACUUUCGAGGUUGACAUAUGGCCAGAGAAGUUGGCGGUCGAGACCGUAGGGUCCAGGAGAGUCAACUGCAGCACCAGCUGUGCCCAGCCUGACUCGGGUGGUCUGGAGACCUUCCUGACGAAGCAGCUGGUAGACCAGCAGCCUCAGUGGCAGCAGUACUUGGUUUCAAAUAUCUCUCAGGACACAGUCCUCAUCUGCUACUUCUCCUGUGCUGGGAUGACACGGUCAAAGAGUCUCAACGUCAGCGUGUACCAGCCUCCAAAGCAGGUCACACUGAAGCUGCAGCCCACGCGGGUGGCCAUGGGCACGGCCUUCACUGCGGAGUGCAGGGUGGCUGCGGUGAAGCCCCUUUCCAGUCUCACCCUCAGCCUGUUCCGUGGCCAAGAGACCCUGCACAACCAGACCUUUGCGGGGGCAGCAGCUGCCGCCCAGGAAGUCACAACCAUAUUCAACAGCACGGCUCAGGAAGGCGGUGGCCCCCUCACCUUUUCCUGCCAGGCUGAGCUGGACCUGCGGUCUCAAGGCGGGGACAUCAUCCGCAGUGUCUCGGAGCCCCAGAUCCUCCAGGUCUAUGAGCCCGUGCAGGACAAGCAGAUGGUCAUCAUCGUCACGGUCGUGUCGGUUCUGCUGUUCCUCUUUGUGACAUCCAUCCUGCUCUGCUUUGUCAUCAGCCAGCAUCAGCGCCACAGGCACAGAGGCUCCUACGGGGUACUGGCUGCCUGGCAGAGGCUACCCCGGGCCUUCCGGAUGCAGUCCGCCUGAGUCACGCGGCCGCCCCUGGAAUCGAGCAUCGCUCCUCAGGGGCGUGAUCCAGCCCAGCUGACAGACUGUGACAGCAGCUCGGCAAUCAGGGACAUUUCCCUUUCUGGCCUGAAUACAAACACCUGGAUUUAA